UGGAUGAAACCUAUGGCAUCUCGUGUAUACUUAAAACAACUCAUUUUAGCUCAUUCAAUGAGCUUCAUUAAUCAAAUUAUACAUGAAAGUAACAAGUGCGCCUUUUUUUGACUGUGUGGGAAAAGUUGUCGGAUGUAAAAAAGAAUACUUACCUAGUUACACAGAACACUCCAGCGCAGUUAGCGUAUUAUCGAAUGUACAGAGUUUAACAAGAAGUCGUCUCAUAAAAGCGUUAUUGACCUGGUUUUUAAAAAGCAUAUAUUUAAAAUCUCUCAUGUAGUGUUAAAGAAUUGAGACAAUUUUACGAGUGACAGUCACUAAAAGAGUGACACUGUAGCCAGAACGUAUUGGUACCAGGGAACCACAGAAUGAAUCUCAUCCCAGUUUUCAGUAUUUUCGUUCAAUUUUGUUUAUUGCACAUAGAAAUCAUAUCGACAGGGAAGGGAUACGUAAUUCACCAUAAGAAAAAUCAUAAAAACUUUGUAAAAAAUGUUUUUCUAAACACAUGGGCUGUUGUUGUACAUGGCGAUGAAAAGAUGGCGCAAAGAGUUGCCACAGAGAAUGGUUUUGUUAAUAAAGGAAGAUUAUUCGGAAAUGUUUAUGAAUUUGUGCAUCGUGGAAUUCCAAGAAGAAGAAAGCGUGCUGCCUUUACGAAAACGAUGCAUCUCAACACGGACAUACGGGUAUUUUGGGCAACGCAACAAGAGGCAAAAACACGCAAGAAAAGAAGUAUCCACUUCAACGAUGAAAGAUGGAAAAAUCAGUGGUACUUACACCGUACAGAAGUUGGCUACAAGGAACAUGACAUGAAUGUUCUGCCUGUUUGGGAAAAAGGUUUGACGGGGAAAGGAAUUGUGAUAUCAGUAUUGGAUGAUGGUUUGGAAAACACACAUGAUGAAAUCAAAAGUAAUUAUGAUAAGAAAGCUAGCUUUGAUUACGUCAGUAAUGACACAGAUCCGUUACCAAAAGAAACAUGGCGCAAUGAAAACAACCACGGAACACGUUGCGCUGCUGUUGUUGCUGCUGCAGCAAACAAUUCGAAAUGUAUCGUUGGUGUAGCUUUUGGUGCUAGCAUAGGAGGUAUUCGCAUGUUGGAUGGUGAAGUCACUGAUAUCGUCGAAGCCCGUUCUCUACGUCACGCGAGAGAUCAUGUUGACAUAUAUAGUUCAUCUUGGGGACCGGACGACCAAGGUGCUACAGUUGAAGGUCCGGGACCCCUGGCUAAACAGGCGUUAAAGGAGGGUGCACAAUGGGGCCGACAUGGAAAAGGCAGCAUCUUUGUGUGGGCAUCGGGUAAUGGUGGCGCCGAUGGUGACAACUGUAACUGUGAUGGCUAUACAAACAGUAUCUACACAAUAUCUGUUAGUGCUACCACUUCAAACGGGACGCAGCCAUGGUAUUCAGAAUCUUGCGCCUCCACGUUAGUCUCUGCAUACAGUGGCGGAAUUUCAAAGUCAGACGGAAAAAUUGUGACAGCAGAUUUGCGUAACGGAUGCACGGAUGAACACACAGGAACCUCUGUGUCUCCACCAUUGAUUGCAGGUUUUGUUGCACUGGCAUUAGAAGCAAACCCUAACCUGUCUUGGCGGGACGUGCAACAUCUGCUCGUUGAAACAUCCAGCUUAGACAAACUUAAAGGAAAGGACUUCCGCCUAAAUGGUGCGAAAAAACGCUAUAGCCAUCAUUUUGGAUUCGGCGUAGUAAAUGGAGCGAAGCUGAUAGAUUUGGCCGAAAAAUGGCCAACUAUAACUGAGCAAAAACAAUGUCGCCGCAGGGAAAAAAUACCUGGUUUUCCAAAUAAUCGUUUCAACCAAAGUAGUCCACUCAUAGCGAGAAUCAACACCACAGCGUGCACAAGAGCUGAUCAAAAUGUGAAAUAUGCGGAACAUGUGCAGUUAAUAACAACCUUUAAUCACAGUCGGAGAGGUGCUACCGAAAUUCUGAUUGUCUCUCCUAUGCGCACCCGAAGUUGGGUGUUACAAGACCGAGAAAAAGAUAUCAACGCUGGUUGGUUUAACAGCUGGCCAUUUUUGUCCACACAUUUCUGGGGCGAAGAUCCAAGAGGAAUAUGGGAAAUUAUGUUUUUUAGUAAAGAUCGUGACGAAGAUGGCCAAGGCUUUCUAACUGAGCCCAUCACUCUUAUUAUUCAUGGUACGGAACACAAACCUGGUCAACACAAGAAUGGUGACCCGACUACACCGCCUUACAAAUGCCACGUUGAAUGUAAAAUGGGUUGUUCCGGUCCUGGAAAUGAUCAGUGUGCAAAAUGUCAGCGUUAUACUUAUUUUGACGUCAAAACAAAGAAAAAACUCUGUUUGGCUUCUUGUCCAAAAACCAAAUUUGCUGACAACAACACAAUGGUGUGUCUAGAGUGUCACAGUUCGUGCAGAACGUGUUCCAGACACAACAUAUCGCACUGUACGUCAUGCGCCGUGUCUCAUACACUCAACAACGGACACUGUGUGCGCACGUGUCCAACAAGGAUGUUCAAGUCGUUGGAUGGAAAAGGAUCGUUUGUUUGCAGUUACUGCAGUGAGGGGUGUGCGGCUUGUUAUGGUACAAGUGGUAACUGCACCGCAUGCGAUUACAGCUCUACUUUGAACCGUGGAUCGUGUUAUGAGAAAUGUGCAAGCAAUGAAUGGUUGGAUGGCGACUUGUGUCGAGCUUGUCAUCCGUCGUGUAGAUCGUGUAAUGGUGAGGGGGAGAAUAAGUGUACGUCUUGUCCGAAGAAACAACUAAAUGAUGUCGAAGACAGAUAUCUUUAUAAAGGGACUCGCUGUCUGAAAGAGUGUCCACUUGGUACGUACUACGAGAACACCAUCAAACAAAAUUGUAUGAACUGUUCUCAGAACUGCUUGCGCUGUUCAAACGAUGGACGACAGUGUGACGUGUGUGAUGUCAAAUUUUAUCGCGUGUCUUCUGGCGAUGGAAAAUGUGUUGAGCGAUGUCCAAUAGGCUACUACACAAACAAGAUUAAGCGUACUUGUGAAGCAUGUGGUUUGGAGUGUGCAAAUUGCGUCCCUGGCAAUCCUUUGGCUUGUACCUCCUGUUUGAAAGGCUUUUAUUUGAAAGACAGCGAGUGCGUGUCUGCAUCUGAAUGCAAUACUUAUUACUACGUCAACAAGACAAGUGGAAAGUGCUCACCCUGUCCACCCAAAUGUUUGAUUUGUAAAACUGCUGACGUCUGCAAAUCCUGCUUCGUCAACUACUUCCUGACUGUAAACAAAAAAUGUGUUUCGGUAUGUCCGGACGGUACAUUUGCACCGGACAGCAGUGACAGAUGCGAGUUUUGUCACAGUGAAUGCGCAAGUUGUGAUGGACCAUAUGUUCACGACUGUACCGCGUGUCAUAAGGGAAUGUAUCUACACAAUGGUAACUGUGUGAAAGAUGUCCCUAUGGGUUAUUAUGUGGAUAAAACCUUGACAUGCAAACGAUGCCAUCACACAUGUGCGGCGUGUGUUGGACCCGGACCAAAAGAUUGUCGGACUUGUAAAGACGGAUUAGACAAACGAACAAGCGGAGCGUGCGUCAAUCCUUGUCCUGGUCAGUAUCUUUCUGAAAACAGCUGCAAGAAUUGUCAUCCGAGCUGUAAGUCAUGCGUUGGACCCACUGCUCGAGAAUGUUUGGAAUGUCACAACAAUGAAUCACUAAACGUUGACACACGCACGUGCAACAAAGCGUGUCAUCGCAAGUUUUACGCCGACGACAAAACAUUUAUUUGUCAGUCAUGUCACAAAUCAUGCGCCACGUGCUCUGGUCCUGCUCAUAACCAGUGCCUCACUUGUCCAGACAAAUUGCAUUUCCACAAUAACACCUGUCUUUCGCAGUGUCCAGCCGGUUGGUACAAAACUUUCGACAGAAAGUGUGCUCCGUGCAGUACACGGUGUAAAACGUGUCUGUACGGCUAUGAUUUAUGCACGCAUUGUAAAGCGGAGUUCGUGUGGCGUGAUUUCAAGUGCUACACCGAGUGCGCUGCUCGCAUGUUUCGUCAUUCAAGCAACCGCUGUUAUUCUUGUGAUGACAGCUGCUUAACGUGUGUGGGAACCGCUCCAAAUGAGUGCACGUCGUGUGAGGCAGGCAUGACACUGCACAAUGGAAUGUGCGUGCGUGGAUGUUUACCUGGUUUUUAUAUGAGUAAUAAGAAUUGUUACCCGUGCGAAGAGAAUUGCUUAAGCUGUACAGAAGGAGCCAGCAGAACGCCAGCCUGUACAGUUUGUGCGAACUAUACUGUGUUACUACCAAAUGGGGUCUGUGCAGAAACUUGCCCCGUCUCGACUUACCAAUCACCUCUAGAUAAUCGAUGUAUUCCUUGUCAAGGGAUAGGCUGCAAAAGUUGUUCUCACUCUUCCACCUGCUCUGCUUGUCUACCCUUUUAUGAAUUAUCAAAUGGCAUAUGCAAGUCUACAUGCGGCUUGGACAUGUACCCAGAUUUAAAUACCAAACAGUGUCGAGAAUGUCAUCCGUUUUGUUUAUCGUGUGAUGGACCAACUAAAGCCGAUUGUAAACGGUGUAGUAAAAAGGCUGUGAUGGUGAUUACAAAGAAAAAUAAAAAACAAUGUCUUCCCUCGUGCCCGUUUGGUUUUUAUUCGCUCAAUCAAUUAUGCGUACCCUGUAAGAAGUCGUGCAAGUCAUGCGUGAACAAAGAGAUGUGUACUUCAUGUAAAAACAACACAGUGUUAUACGAGAAGCGAUGUCUCACUGCCUGUCCCAAUGGAUGGUUCCAAGGAAGCCGUCAAAACUGUGUAAAAUGUUCUGACAAAUACGAAAACUGUGUAGAGUGCAACGCUACACUUUGUACGGAGUGUAUACCAAGUGCGUAUCGUCUUUAUGAGACAUGCGUCACGCAUUGCAACGCUUCUUAUUUUCGAACGCGUAGAAAAUGUCUCCCGUGUACCACAGCUUUCAGGCAUUGUGCGAGUUGCAAUGAAAGCGCGUGUGUCACAUGUCAGGAUGGAUUUCACUACAUCAACAACUCGUGCGCGCCAGCGUGUGGUGAUUGCGCAUUUAACGCGUCUUGUGUACCAUGUAGAAAAAAAUCCCUAAAGGUGGAGGGACCGACAGUUACCACCGUCACAGUUUUGCAGGAGAUAACUCACGUAGGGAACCACAAUGCUUCUAAUAUAUCGGUGAGAGUAGUUCAGAGGUCGCGAAGAAGCAUUGAUGAGGAUUCUGAAGUAUAUCCUUCAUCUGGGAAAUUUUUCAAAUUAUCGCUGGCUGUUGUAGCGAUUGGUUUGGUUAGCUUAGUCGGUAUUCUGUUUUGGAGAAGUAAAAAUAUGUACCAAGGGAGAAGAUUCUUUACAAAGUCUAUCGACUCUCCCCCAUUAACGUGGAAAAAGCCGGAAAAGAAAUCGCUGCGGGCAAAUUUUGCACUGAUCAAGUAACGAUUUGAGAAGAUCUCCGAACUUAGAAAACUAAAAAGUAAAAGUCGACAUUUUUUGUGACAUCGCAAUUUUAAGUUUUAUGACGUAUCGAAAGAAUAACCCUGAAAACUAUAGGAUAUUUUAUUUUCUAUAUCGAAUAUGUUUGUAAAGCGUUUAUAGGCAACUUUUUUGAAGAGCUUGUACACAAUUUUUUUCGUUGCUGCGCUUCUUCGCACGUUAAAUAAGUGAUUAGGCAGGAGAAAUAACGAACUUUUAGCCUGGAAAAGAUUUGAUGGCGGUCAAAAAAUAAACUUGCGCGCAGCAAAUUCGAACAAAAGUAAAGUUGCGCACAGCGAAUUCGAACAAACAAAACGAAAAAAACGUUAGCUAUUUCUCGCGUCCUUUUUCGCCUGUUAGCAUAAAAGAAUUGAAUUACUCUGCAGAGGGUAUUAAACAGACAAACGAUGUAAAUUUAAAAAGGUUUUAUUUUUAACUACGGUAUUUUAUACAUCAUAUUAUAUUCGACACCUACGAAA
Messenger RNA from Hydractinia symbiolongicarpus, 5896 nucleotides. Its product is annotated as proprotein convertase subtilisin/kexin type 5-like. The transcript has 20 exons. The record is from RefSeq and is a predicted model, not a curated record. Gene Ontology annotation, biological process: protein processing. Gene Ontology annotation, cellular component: Golgi membrane; trans-Golgi network. NCBI's taxonomy places the organism in Eukaryota, Metazoa, Cnidaria, Hydrozoa, Anthoathecata, Hydractiniidae. Bases 369 to 5381 code for a protein of 1670 amino acids. Gene Ontology annotation, molecular function: protein binding; serine-type endopeptidase activity.